This is a messenger RNA of Pleurotus ostreatus (oyster mushroom), 1473 nucleotides long. RefSeq lists its product as uncharacterized. The record is from RefSeq and is a predicted model, not a curated record. The transcript is spliced from 21 exons. Gene Ontology annotation, molecular function: acyltransferase activity, acyl groups converted into alkyl on transfer. The coding region runs from base 1 to 1473 and encodes 490 amino acids. NCBI's taxonomy places the organism in Eukaryota, Fungi, Basidiomycota, Agaricomycetes, Agaricales, Pleurotaceae. Gene Ontology annotation, biological process: tricarboxylic acid cycle.
AUGGGACGACCCAUAGAAAACGCAGCUUCCGACAAUACAUUGAGUGUUCGCGAUAAUCGUACCGGGAAGACCUACACCAUCCCAAUCGAAGAUAACAGCAUCUCGGCGACCGCAUUUAAGGCCAUAUCUGCACCGAAGGCCAAAGGUGAAAGAGAGGAGAAUGAGACGGAGAAAGGGCUACGCGUUCAGGACAAGGGGUUCUUGAAUACGGCGGUGUUGCGAAGCAAGAUCACGUAUAUUGAUGGCGACGCAGGUGUGCUGCGCUACAGGGGGUAUCCUAUCGAGCAGCUGGCCCUCCAGUCUUCUCAUCUUGAAACCGCAUAUCUCUUGAUUUAUGGCUCGCUACCGACAUCUGCUCAAUAUAAGGUCUUCCAGGAUGAAGUUAUGCACCACAGUGUUGUGCAUGCCGAUGCUGAGCAAUUCUUCCGAUCAUUCAGAUACGAUGCCCACCCUAUGGCCAUUCUGACCAGCGCAUUGGCAUACCUUGGAUCAUACUACAGCGAAGCAAACCCUUCUCUACAAGGCCAAAACUUGUUCACAAAGGGCGACGCAGCUUCGCUCGCGAUCAUAGAUAAACAGAUCUACAGGCUAAUUGGCAAAGCCACGACGUUGGCAGCAAUGGCUUACCGAGUUCGUCAAGGUCGAGAGUUCGUCACACCACCCACAGGUCUUAGCUAUACGGGCUCAUUCCUCUACCAAAUGGAUCACCUAGGUGAAACUGACUACAAACCGAAUCCCGUGCUAGAGAAGGCCUUGGAUGUCCUAUUCCUUAUCCACGCCGACCACGAGCUUAACGCAUCAGCAACUACAGUGCUACAAACAGGUAGCUCUCUAGUUGACCCGUAUUCAGCCGUGGCCGCUGGUUGUGCAUCCUUGUAUGGACCGCUACAUGGUGGUGCCAAUGAAGCCGUCAUUCGAAUGCUGAUCUCGAUCGGAAGACCGGAAAAUGUUCCGGCAUUCAUCGAGGCAGUAAAAAAUCGGGAGAAGGUACUUUCUGGAUUUGGUCACCGCGUGUAUAAGACGUCGGACCCCCGAUCCUUCAUCGUGCGUAAGAUGGCGGACGAAGUCUUCAAAGUUACUGGUAAGGACGAGUUGCUGGAAACGGCCAUGGCCCUACACGAGGCCGCGAUGAAGGAUGAGUACUUCGUCAAGCGGAAACUGGCUCCGAACGUCGACUUCUGUGGCCUGAUCUACCGUGCAAUGGGUUUCCCCCUGGAUUUCUUCCCGGUCCUAUUUGCCGUGCCUCGCGUUGUCGGAUGGCUGGCGCAUUGGCGUCAGAUGAUGCUGCAAGAAGGGGGUGUAAAAAUCUGGCGACCCCGACAGAUCUAUGUUGGUGCUCCGAAGCGGGAUUAUGUGGCCAUGGAACAACGUGUCCCCGUGGAAGGAUUGAGAGAAAUGCCCUCGGCCGUUGCGCAUUCUGGGAUAUCGAAACGGACCAUGCUUGCGUCGUUCAAAGGCAAAGCCAAGCUGUAA